AUGGAUAAAUCACCUCCCAUCUUGGACGGUCAGCAUCGAAUUGAUCUCCGCGAUUCCGCGAAAGCUUCUCCGAUUGGAGUGCGCGGCGAUUCUGCGGCCGGUUGUGUGUGGCAAAAAGCGAUGAUAAUGACAAAGACCAUCGGCGCAAAGGGCGCGGGAAGCGGCCACGCCGGCGGACGCGGUCGAAUAACGAAGCGACCAACCACAGACUUGAGAACGGACAGACAGCCGAAAAAUAAAUUG
Molecule: messenger RNA, 243 nt
Organism: Iphiclides podalirius (scarce swallowtail)
Lineage: Eukaryota; Metazoa; Arthropoda; Insecta; Lepidoptera; Papilionidae
Source: the annotation of a GenBank genome assembly